Molecule: messenger RNA, 6793 nt
Organism: Pecten maximus
Lineage: Eukaryota; Metazoa; Mollusca; Bivalvia; Pectinida; Pectinidae
Exons: 26
Coding region: 239-4237 (1332 amino acids)
Cellular component (GO): cytoplasm; nucleus
Molecular function (GO): protein binding
Source: RefSeq, a predicted model, not a curated record
UCCGAGCCCCGCCCCUCAUGCAGAACGCUACUGACGUUACAUGUCUAGAAGAAGUUGAAUACCAAAGGAUUAAGUAUUACUCGUCGUAUUUUAAGGAUAAGAAAACUGCUGUUAUUAUUAUCUGAAGAGAAAACUAUAUUAAGAUGAGAAAAGGGAAACACUGCAAAUUUGAAAAUGGCUUAGCCUAGAUCACUGAUCAAAUAAAAGAAAGCGUACUGUCAGAACAGCAAGAUCCAUUAUGGCUCCCCAUAACGGAUGUUGGGCAAGUGAGCUUGACAGAUGUAAAGGUGAACACAUGAUCAAAAACGAUACUGCUAUAGUCGAACAGUUCCCCAUGGAUCAAAGAAGACUGCAGAUGCUGAGACAUGCUGAUGAACUUAAAACUCCUCAUGAUCGUGAGGCUGAAGUUGAAUUUAUUGUGAAACAGGAUACCCCAGAUAUAAUUCUCUUGGAGUAUUUGCUCGAGUUUGGUACUGUAGUCAAAGAUACAUUGCUGAAGUGUGCUGUAUGCAAGGGACACGUAGAUGUUGUGAAGAUAUUGCUGGAUCAUAGAGCAGACAUUAAACUUGGUGAUGCCUUUGAAUGGGCUGUCAUUGGUGGUAACUUAAAGAUGAUAUCUCUUUUAUUAAAACGGGGAGCAGAUCCCAAUCACUUCAUCAAGUUAUUUGUUUACAAGGGUUUUGUUUUGGGUAUCGCUGUAAUGAAAGGACGUAUCUGUAUGGAUAUACAUGUAAUGAAAGAGCUGCUUGACUAUGGAGCUGAUUUAAAAGAAGGCGUUGUUUACACUGUUAGAGGCAGCAAUAUGGAAAAAACAAAAGAUAUGCUCGAAAGACCUGAUCAUAAAAACAAUACUGUGGUCACACCAUGUGCCUUGAUGGGUGUACUGAAUCACAACUUAAAAGAAGCUGUAUUUGGUCGAUGGAAGGACAUAGAACUGACAAUAAAUGUGCAGCACAUAUCCUUCAAUGGCAUAACAAGUAAAUGGACACCCAACUACCAUCCCACUUUCAGCAAAAUUUCUGUACUACUAAGCUACAAACUUGACACAAGUGGAAAAGAUAUUCACAAAAAGAAAUCUUGGAAAUCAAUAUUCCAGCUCUGGAGGAUGGAGACAUGCUAUCAUUUCUGGAAGCACGUGAGAGAGUUUCUCUCAGAAAAUGCACUUGAUGAUGAAGUUAUGCCUGCAAAGAUGGUAAAGAUAGAUUUUCCUAGAGAGAGAGAUUUUCUGAGUUUAUAUUUGAAUUUGGAAAGUACAAAAUGCAAAGAACAAAAACAGUCAUGUUUUGAAAACAGCAUGUAUGAAAAUGACGAUGAAAACAAUGUUAUUGAAAAUAACAAUGAAGACAGUUUUGGUGACAAUGACGAUGAAAAUGAUGCUGAUGGAAAUGACAAUGAAAACAAUAGUGAUGAAAAUGACAAGGAAAACAAAAGUGAUGAAAAUGACAAAGAAAACAUUGUUGAUGAAAAUGGCAAGGAAAACAUUGUUGAUGAAAACGGCAAAACAAACAUUAUGGAUGAAGAUGACAAAGGAAACAAUAUGGAUAGAAAUGAUACUGAAAACAGUGUCGAUGAAAAUAGGGAUGAAAAUGACAUUGAUGAAAAUGACACUGGAGUUUCAGGUUAUGAGGAAUGCACAUGGGAUGAAGAAUACCCAGAUGUGGAGAAGCUACUACCUAGCAAAUCAAUGCUGGAGGAAAGUGACCAGAAUCUUCAAGGUUUUGAAAAUGAAAACUCAUACACAAAUGAACGAUAUGAAUCCUUUGCAGAUUUACACAAGCGCUUGGAAACUUUCCUUUUUGUAAUACAGGAAGGUAUUGAUUUGGAAUUGCUAGCUUGUGCUGGUUUUUUCAAUACAGGAGAGUCUGAUGUCUUAUGCUUCUGUUGUGGCGUUGAAAUUGGCUUUGAGGAAAUCACUGACAAUCCAUGGAAAGAACAUGUUAAAAGAAGCCCAGGAUGUGCUUAUCUCAGCAGAGUGAAUAGAAGAAGCCCAGGAUGUGCUUAUCUCAGCAGAGUGAAUAGAAGAGUGAAUGUCGAGCAAGAGUUCAAAGAGGGAAACGAAACCAAACAUUCUGAAAUGCAUCCUGCUGAUGUGAAAGGGAAAAUAGAUUUGAUGCGUGAAAGAAAAUUCUUGGAUCCUCCUGAUGGAGGCAUUGGAAUAUGUGAAGCUGACUUUAUGCAGAAACAUAAUGAUUUGGAAAGUCUGAUAUUGUUUGAUGACAAAGACAGGAAUGAAAGAGGAAAUAUCCUGAUGGUUAAAACAAAGCAUUUCUUUAAGGGCAUAAGUGAUAUGGAAUUCCAUCAUCAGAAAGUUGUAAAUAGGAGAUUAAUACAGAAGACAUCAAAGGAAGCAUUGGAACUCAUUCGACCCCUGCGACAGCAGUCGUAUCACACACAAUUAUUUAUCUAUAUUGUACAAGAUGUGAUGUCACGGCUGUCCAGCUUUAGUCUUUGGCCCCAUCGUAACAUCCGGACUGGUCCUUUAGUGGAGGCAGGUUUUUCUUGUAAGGAUCCCCAAACAGCCACUGUCAAAUGUACAGCAUGUGGAUUGGAGCUGAAUGUAUCCACUUUGAGUGGUACAACUCCACUGGAGUACCAUAAGAAAAAUUCUCCUGAUUGUGAAUUCUUCCACGAACCAAAGUUACAAAAUGCUGAUGGCGAGCAAGUCAGAACUUCGACAAGUUCGUCAAACACUCCAUCUUUGUCCGUCGAUAGCCAUGGAGCUACGGCCUAUGCUGACCCACAAGUUUCACUGGAUAGCACACAAACUGGUGAUGCUGGAAGACCUCAAUCAAGAAGUAACCUGAAAGAUAAAGAUUCAGUCACAAAAACACCACCAGGACAUGAUAGAAAUGUAUUCAUCGAUAAUGCACCGUCAAUCAAUAAUCCUAGACAAACUGAUAGUUCAUCUUCAGUAUUUGGAAAUAAUGGAAUAGUUUCAUCGGACCCAAUCAUUGCAGAUCGUCCCAGGACUGGGGAAGUGUUUGAUCGGACUGCUUUGGCUGUACCAAAUACUAACAAUGUCACCUCCAGUGGGGAAGCUGUAAGAGAGAUCGAAAACACCAUAUUGGGUGCUGAAGGCGGUAAUGCACCUUACCCGAUACGUAAUGCACGGUAUACAGAACAGAACGCCCGUCGUGAAUCAUACACACAUUGGCCACAUCGCAGAGCACAUGACAUAGAUCUUCUUGUGAAUGCCGGCUUCUUUUACACAGGAGCCGAAGAUAUUGUGCGAUGUUUCUAUUGUGACAUCGGACUUGCAGAAUGGAAUCCAGAUGAUGACCCCUGGGUAGAACACGCCCGUCAUAGUCCUGAAUGUCCAUACCUUAGAGUCCAAAAAGGUCAAGAUUACAUCAACAACAUUCAGACACAAUGGGCAAAGAUUUACACGCCUAAACAUCCACAACAUUCACAAGUCGAUGAAAGACGUAGGACGUUUCGAAAUGAGAAUUGGCCCAGAGAUAAUGUAUUGCAGUCUCCUGAACUGCUUGCUGCCGCUGGUUUCUUUUACACAGGAGAGGGCGACACUGUAAGGUGCCACUACUGUGAUGGAGGCCUUAGGGAGUGGGAACCCGCAGAUGAUCCCUGGGUAGAACAUGCCCGAUGGUUUCCGUUUUGUAAGUUUGUGUUGAAGAUAAAAGGCAUCGACUUCAUCCAAGCUUCUGCCACUGGAAAUCCUGGAAAUGGACUCCAGGCACCGGCCGCUCCACCAGUAGCACCACAUGCCAGUGAACCUCCUCAGGCAUUAAGCUUUGUCGAUAGCUGUAGAAUCAAGGAACAAAGAAACCCAAUGUAUUCCGCUGCAGCUCAGAGUCUGAAGAGCAUGGGUUACUCGAAGGCGACAAUUCGAAUGGUUAUUGACAGUUACAUUGCUCAUACUGGGAGACGAGACUUCAAGGCUACCGACUUGAUGGACAUUAUCAUGAGGAUGGAAGAUGCUGGUCAGCAGUUCCUGGAGAGUGAUUUGGAGGACGAUGAUGACAAAAUAGGUGCAACAGCCAGCCAAGCAGCUGCUGGAGGAUGUGAUGAGGAAAUGGAACUCUCUGCCGCAGCGAUGAAAAAAGAAAACGAAUACUUGAGAGAGAAAUUCAAGUGUAAGGUUUGUGAUAAGAACGAACGCUGCAUUGUUUUUGUGCCCUGUGGGCAUAGGAUAACAUGUCAGGGUUGUGGGGAACAGGCAAGUACCUGUCCUCACUGUGAUAGUAAGAUUGAACAGCGAUAUAAAACCUACCUUGGUUAAUGAAGAAGCGUAACAGUGAAAAUACAUUUUUCACUUAGCUGUUUACUCCCUUGGUGAUUGACCAAUUGCCAAUGGAUGCCAGUAAAAGAGGCAAUUUCAGCAUAUUGACUGUUACAACAUGACCUGGUAAAAUACAUUAAAAAGGAAAUAUUGCGUAGUAAUGCUAUCAUAUGUUAACCAUUUGUGUAGAAUGAUGAAAAAUAUUAAUCUUACCAAAGCAAACAAUAUUUUCUCUUCUUGAAUGUAUUUUAUUAACAAAUCAUGUCCAGAGCUGAAAGUGUUAGAUAAAAAUUGAACAUUUACUUAUAUCGUCCAUCUAAUUAUUGGACUCUGUGUAUUUUGUUUUUUUUUAAAAUCUGAUUUACACCAUUAUAGUAAAAACAGACAAACAUUUUCGUUGUACAUGAUACCACCUAUUACCUAAUCCUAGUUAUGUGAUGUUUUGAUAUUCUUCAAUUAAUAAUAUUUAAAAAGUCAACAUAUCAUAUUCAUGUCUAGUCAACAAGUACAUCUCAGGUAUAUUGUGGACUCAUUUUCUAGGUAUUCUUUUGAUUUUUUUAGAAGGCAGCACAUGCUACUGAAAUGUAUUUCAGCAUUAUGCAUUAGAAUACCAUGACUUUAUGAUAGGGGGAAACCAACACACCAUGGUACUACUGGAAAUUACCUGACCUAUGAAAUAGCAGUGAUAUUGUGUCGACAAAAUAGUAAUUCACUGUUGCUAUGACAAUCCACUGAUUGUCAGGAAUACCACAGAAAAUGUCUUUUCGAGAUAUAAUGUUGUAUUCUGCAGUGAUAGUGAAAUGAUCUCCGAAUGAAUAAGGAUAAUGCUGUGUCUACUAGAACAAUAAGAUUAACGUCAGUGAUUUAAACCAAGCAAAAGAGACAUACUGUAGGCUUCCAUUAUUUCAAACAUUCUCAUCUUUUUAACGAUUUUAAUAAUCAAACGGUUUGAAUUGAAAAUGAUGAUGUUCUACAUAGUGUAUGUUUAUGGAUGUAGAAUGUACGGCAUUAUCAAAAAAUGAUAAAAGAAAUCUUAAGAUCCUGCCCUAUGAUGCUAAAAAUCAUACAACCUCAGAAUAUACAUCAUGCAUCUUGAGAUGAGACUUUCUCAAAUUAUGGGAUUUUUAUAUUUAUUCGGUGAAACUUGAAUAUCAGUUAAACAAAAGGUAAUGUCAAGCUACAUAUCUUGAAAAGAGCAUACAGAAAACUGAUAGCAUGCUGUUCCUUAGAAAAUACUUCUGAAUGACUGUAGAUGUAUAGAAAUGUCAGCAGCAAUAUUCAUUGAGCCACUGAGAGAGGACAACAUGAGUGAAAUAUAAUUAAGUGGUAUCAUGUUUUUUUUCUGUCCAACACCAUUUAUUGGUAUGAUGGCUUCUUGUCGCAGUAUAAUAGUUUUUUUUCACUUUAUGUUAUGAAAAUUGAUUUAUAUCAUCGUAAAUGAACUCUUUCAACAUCCAUCAUAUUUACUUAAAAGUUCAAAGGCACAUGUAGGCUUACCGAGACUUUGGUUUCUGUGUAGUUGUUUAACCUGGAAUAUCACCUUAACUGACAUGAGUUGUCCCAGCAAUAGCAUUUGACUAUUUUUAGUUGACACUGACUCACUGUCAUUUCCACAGAGAUGGUCAUUCCUUCUCCUCGGUAUCCCGAGCCUCAGCCAUACUGCCAUUUACAACGGGUGCUGACAUUAAACUGUACAGACUUUGGUAUAUGUGUCUUGACGCUGCCGGUAACCCUACCAUUUAGUUUAGAUCUAUAUAUUUUGUGUGAAAGAUGUGAAUGGAAGUAUGUUGAUUUCUUUAAUGUAUCUGUAUAUACUAACAAACUUGAAAUGAAGUAAACUGCAUUGUAUUGAGUAUCGGAGUGACAUAAUAACUUAUUUCAGAUGUCUGGUAUUAUCCUCUGUGACUUUCAAAGGACCUCAUUGUAAUAUGGAUAUUUUGUUGAUAUUUCAUCUCGAACUCAUUUUGGGAAUUGCGUUCGGUUUUUCAUGCUUUCAUAAUUGUCAUUAUUUUUGUUGUUCUGCAUGUGUGCUUUAUAGUGACAUUAAAUUCAGUAUAGUAUGUAGCAAAGUCAUGCGAUUUAGCCAGAACAACCACUCGUAUCAUAUGUACCAUCCAUUGUUCUUGAAAAAUGCAUUAUUUGUUCAACAUUAAUUCCCAUUAAUUUGGGAACUUACAUGUGAAUCAUGGUGGUUGUUUUUCAUAUUAUUUUCUCAUAUUGCAAAUACCACAAAUGUUUCAUCAUUCACAUUUUAUGCUUCAUUGCGUGCUUUAAAUGAAAAGUAAAAACUAAUUGCAUUCAAAUGUGUAAAUGUGAAUUCUGAUGAUUUUUGAUUGGUCAAUCUUUUUUAAUUGGUUGAUCUUAAAAGUUACAUAUUUAUUGAUGCUUUUGAAUUAUUUCUUACUUUUCAUUUUCAUGUUAUAUCAUCAUGGUUUAUUUACUACUUAGCCUGCAAUAUUUAUCGAUCUCAAUCUAAACAAAAUCAGGUUUGAUAGUUUUGUGAGUUUGCAAGUUCCUUCAUAAUAUAUUUGGAAAUAAACUUUAUUUCAAUUUUAA